Acyrthosiphon pisum (pea aphid) is the source of this 1189-nucleotide messenger RNA. It is a transcript of the gene Coq3, whose product is annotated as coenzyme Q3 homolog, methyltransferase. Gene Ontology annotation, cellular component: mitochondrion. The record is from RefSeq and is marked provisional. Gene Ontology annotation, molecular function: 3-demethylubiquinol 3-O-methyltransferase activity; polyprenyldihydroxybenzoate methyltransferase activity. Gene Ontology annotation, biological process: ubiquinone biosynthetic process. Lineage: Eukaryota; Metazoa; Arthropoda; Insecta; Hemiptera; Aphididae.
UGGAUAACACUUACAGUCCAUCACAAUUCACAGAAUUCAAUAUUCAUAUAAUUAAUAAUCAUAAUAUAAAUUUGUCAAUAAUUGUCAUGAGUUGCUGCACAGUUGCUCGUAUCUCAACAUCUUGUAUACAUUUUUGACAAAAUACAAAUUUAAGUUUAAAAUUAUUCCUACUUCUAUAUUUGCUCUGAGUUUGAUAUUUAAAAAAUUUUAUGAGUUUUUUUAAUAUUCCAAUAUGAAUUUAAUAGCAAAGAAAACAAACAUUUCAAACUCUUUCUUUAUUUUCAGAACUUUAACGCAAAAUUAUGUAAAAGAAACAGUAAAUGCUCAUGAAGUAGAACACCAUUCCAACAUGAAAGAGUAUUGGUGGAACAGUAAUGGACCAUUAAAUGCAUUACACUCUUUUAAUCCAUUAAGAGUUUCAUUUAUAAUAAAUGGAUUAACAAAUAUGAAAAAAAUUGAAACAAAAAACAUUGGCACUCGUCAAAGUCUAGAAAAUAUAAAAAUACUUGAUGUCGGUUGUGGUGGUGGACUUUUAACUGAGGCAUUAGCACGUCUUGACGGUAAUGUGACCGGAAUAGAUCCCAGUAAAGAACUAAUAACAAUCGCCAAUGAUCAUUCUGUUAUUCUUAGAAACAAAAAUAUUAAAUAUUUUAAUGAAUCAAUUGAAGAGCAUGUGCUAUCAAACACAGAAUCAUAUGAUGCUAUUGUAACUUCAGAAGUUUUGGAGCAUGUAUCCAAUAAAUAUGGCUUCUUAACAAAAUGUGUUGAUUGUUUAAAGCCUGGAGGAUCUUUGUUUGUAACAACCCCAAAUAGAACGAUUUGUUCAUGGUUGAGCGUUAUAAUGUUAGGAGAAACAUUUAAUUUCAUACCAAAAGGUACUCAUGAAUGGGAAAAAUUCAUAUGUCCUCAUGAAUUGCAGUCAAUUUUAGAAAAUAAUUGUGAAUGUGAUACUAUUUCAAUUAAUGGACUUUCAUAUGAUCCUUUUACAAACCGAUGGAGUUGGACUGACUCGACUGAUUUGUCUUAUGCCUUACAUGCAGUAAAAAGUACAUAGUAGAUUAUCACCUAAAAUUAACUAUUACUUUGUAUUAACUAUUACUAUGAUGCAUAAAUAUUUGUUUAAAUAUAUUUGUUACAAUUAUAGUACAAUCAUUAAGUUAUAAUUAAAUCAUUUGAAAUUCUGUUUAUA